AUCAUUAAUGGUGUACGAUGCUGUCGCCGCAAAGUAGUGAGCUGAACAGAGGGCGAAGAGCUAAGAAAAUGAGUGGAAUACGGUUUGACCAUUUACUUCCAAGUAGGCAACAGUGAAUCUAUUGCCAUUACAUCCCCACCUAACAUGGGUACGGAGUGCGCCAAUGGAAUGCUGCAGCUUGCGGCUGAAGCGUUUCAAUCUAAAAACUUCGAGCUGGCGGCUGACAUCUACGAAUGCCAACUGCUGCACAUCAACGACCCUGCUUCUCAGCUGGAACUGUUGGUGAAGAGAGCAGAUGCUCUGGCGUACGGUGGUAAGGUACCCGAAGCCUUCGAAAUGUACAAGAAAGCCUCAGAAAUCGAAAGACUACGGCCUGUUCACCUGGAAAAUCUGAUAGAAUAUCUCGUUUACAGUAUUCAAAGAAAGGAGGACGCAGAUGAUCACCACCGGCUACGAGGCGACAUUAAAGAAGGCGAUGCAUACGAUGCUUUCUCAUGCAGGAUAUGUUAUGGAUUUCUAUAUGAGCCGGUUACAUUGCCUUGCGGACAUUGCUUUUGUAAAAAGUGCCUGGAUAGAGAAAAGACUCCCGUCUGUUGCAAAGAGUGCAAUGACAGUUCCAAAAUUGCCGAUGUUAACAGUUACAGAGUUAAUGUAAUUCUCAGUAACUUGCUUUCAAAGUGGUUUCCUAUUCAAUUACAUGCUGUUCAGUUGAGACGUGAGGGGAAUGGAUUGUACGCAGAAAAAAGAAUGGAAGCUGCUUUGGAAAAAUACAACGAAGCAAUACAAAUAGCACCAAGGGACCAUGUGUUAUUCAGCAAUCGAUCACAGAUCAAUUACAGUCUAAAGAACUAUGAGGAUGCCCUACGUGAUGCAGAACUGGCCUGCAAACUCAUGCCUCUGUGGUCAAAGGGACACAUAAAGAGAGCUCAAACUCUUGUCACUCUUGGGAAGACAGAAGAAGCUUUAAGAGAAUACCUAGUCUGUAUUUCCUUAGAGUCUGACUGCAAAGUAGCCAGAACAGAGGCUCAGAAGAUCCUGGCAGAUCUCUUGGGCCCUGAGACUGACCAUGUCCACACCAGGAUCCUGGACUGUUCAAGUCUUAUAUCUUCCAGAUCCAGAAUUAAAGGCUCCAUCCUAUGCCCCCCCACCUCUGGCAGGCUUGUAGACCCUGCCCAGCCCUACAAGAAGUGCAAAGUGGUCAACACCAGCAGAACUGCCUCUGAGGACAAGCUGGCCCCCCCUUGUCCCCAGUCGGACCCCAGGCAAGCAGCCUGCCCGAGGGGCAAGACCGAGUGCUGCAAGAUCAAAGGUGAAGAGGAGGAGGUGGACGGAGCUCUUCACGCCACCGUCAUUGACAGGAGUCUUUUUCUCAAGCGCAAACGUAGCACAGAUGAGGACGUUAGCGAAGACGCCAGCAAGCGGCCACAUUUCGAGGUCGUCCAGAGCGAAAGAAAUACUUCCUGGAGUGAAGUGGUGGGAGACCUCAUUGACCCCACAGACCUGGAGUGUUCCCUCUGCAUGAGGCUGUUCUAUGAGCCUGUCACCACUCCCUGUGGACACACCUUCUGUCUCAAGUGUCUGGAACGGUGUCUGGACCACAACCCUAAGUGUCCCCUCUGCAAGGAGGAGCUUUCUGAGUACCUGGCUCAGAGGCAGUACUGUAAGACCAUCCUUAUGGAGAACCUUAUCUACAAGUACCUGCCGACAGAGCUACUGGAGAGGCAGAACGUCAACCAGGAAGAAAUGGCUGAAUUAUCCAAUCUCAACAAGAACGUGCCUAUCUUUGUCUGCACCAUGGCCUUUCCCACUGUGCCCUGCCCGCUGCACAUCUUUGAGCCUUGCUACCGCCUGAUGAUCCGCAGAUGCAUGGAGACUGGGACCAAGCAGUUUGGGAUGUGUCUGGGGGACUCCCUCAAAGGGUUUGCGGACUAUGGCUGCUUGCUAGAGAUCCGAAACGUGGAGUUCUUCGCCGACGGACGCUCGGUGGCAGACACCAUCGGCCGGAGGAGGUUCAAGGUCAUCCAGCACAGCCAGAGGGACGGCUAUAACACAGCCGACAUCGAGUACCUGGAGGACGUCAAGGUGGAGGGGCUGGCGGAGCAGGAGCUGCAGUGUCUUCAUGAUGCAGUGUACGACCAGGCCCUGGUCUGGGUCAACUCCCUGAAGCCUGAGCAGAAGGAGCGCAUCGUGGGCCACUUCGGACCCAUGCCAGAGAAAGACUCCCAGCCUCAGGCCAGUCCCAACGGUCCGUCCUGGUGCUGGUGGCUGCUAGCAGUUCUGCCCCUAGAGGGUCGCGCCCAGCUGCCCUUCCUCGCACUCACCUCCCUCAAGGACCGCCUCAGCGGCAUCCGCAGGGUGCUGCUCUUCAUGGCCCGCAAUCGCCAGCGGUGACUCGAAUCAGCCUCGCUCAUUCCGCAUCCUCCAUGCCCCCUAGCCUCAGAGACCCUCUCAGUGUCCCACUGAACUGUCCCUGAGGACACCCCCCCUCCCUUAUAUACCCCUCAUGUAGCUCCCCCCCAACCCCAGAGAUACUUCCUACAAGGACUUCCUCAUCUAAGUCCUGUCUGACUGUACGUUUUGCAAAACAAACAAAAAAAGACCAAAUUGCUGAGUUAUCAAGCCUUCAUGUAAAUACUAGACUUGGGCAAGAAAGUGACAAUGAUUCUUCACUAUCUGUGCGUUGAAGAUUGGGUGUCUUCCUACCAAGUUUGCUUUCUUCCUCCCUCUCUUCUCUCCUUCUUCCAAGAACUAGAAGCUAAAAUGGACCGUGAUCUUUGAAUCUGAGUGCUUUAAAACUGAUAUGGAUUUUGUGUUAUUGAUUUGAUUUGUUUUAUAUUUUUAUCCUCCCCGUUAUUUAUAAACGUGUGUGUGCAUGCAAUAUUGUUUACAUGAGCAGGAUGCCGAAAGCCGAACUAAUAGAUAGCUUGUUUCCAAAGGGUUUAACCUAUUAAAUCAACACCUACCAACAUACAUAUAAAAAACUAAGAGAAAAGGACUAUUCUGUCCAGAAAAACCAACUACCAAGUGUAUCUGAGUUCCAUUGAGGCCUAGACUUGCCAUUUUUUCCUCCAGAGGAUUAUCAUAUGUUUUCCUGACCCACAGUGAAGGUAUAAAAGACCUGGGUCAUUUACCAUUCGUAAAUACUAGAAAGAAGAAAUACUUCACACAGCACAAUAGAACAGCACCAAACAGUGCAAACCUUGAGUUCAAACGAACACGCUUCAAAAGUAUUUAUUCGGUGUAUUUGACUUUGGUUUGUUGGUAGCUAUACUAGGUACAAGUAAGGAUCAAGUAUUUAUUGGUAUUUAUAUGUUCAACUUGCACUUCUAGUUUAAGUAAGGGAAAGUAUGUCAUUGACCAGGAUAUGGUCUGUAGUGCUUCCCGAACUACAAACGAUUUCCCUGCAUGCUUCUGGGUAAGAGGUUAGUAGUGAACCUUACCUUCAGAAAAGUAUGUUUUUCAACGUUGGAUGAUACAUAUUCCUUUGUUCGCCAGACUUUUUCAUCAUUUUCGACUAUAAUUUCCAUGUUAUGAUGUCCUCCUUUUUCUACAAAACCUAUUGGUCAAGGAUGGUUUUGUUAAAGAAAUGUGUGUAUAAAUGCAAGAUGUUUUGUAUUCCAAGGGCCAAUACCAUGUAACUGUAUAGAGGACUGUACAGGCAUAUAUCCUCAGUUGUCCGUGGCAUAAAUAUACUCUCUGAACUUAAUGGACUCUUCAAAGGCCACAACAACUUAAAUAAGUUAUAAGUAACAGUAAUGGCAAUAACUGCUCUUAUUUCGGCUUACCAGAGAUUGGCUGAGAAAGGGGGUAAAACUAGUUGAAUGUCACUUUGCAAUCACAGUUGUUGGGAAGUAUCAGCUUUCAGUACUGCAGUUGGAAUAUCAGUCUGACCACCCUGACACUUUCCUGUUAAUGUUUAUGGUGUUUGGUAUCAAAAAGCUGGAAUUCAACUUAUUGCCCCAAGAAAUUCUCAAAUUAGCUCUCUGUAUUGGAAAUUGAGUUCCAAUGACCCAAAUGUUCCUCAAGAUGCCUGUUCAACUUCAGAUACCUAAAAAGAAUCUUUCUUGGCUGAGCAACAAGCCCGUAACACCACAGACUGAUAAGAUUGUGUUCUUUGUUAUUUAUUUAUUUCAAAUCAUUUGAACCUGAUGCCUGUGUUUUUCAAACUGUUCUCCAGUUGAUCACAAGCUGUAGCAGAAGAACACAGAUCUCCUUUUGAACAUGUUUAGUGCCUUAAGUUGGAUUGCUUCCAUGUUGUCACUUGACCAUCCCAUGCUGUUCAAAAUGAGGUAGCUAUAGAAAAGUAGCAAAGAAAAUUCAAUGACAUUUCUAAAGAGAUUUGGCCCAAAUGCAGAAAUUAGGAACUAGUUCCUAGUUUCUUGAAGAUGUAAAAAUAAUGAUCCUUGCACUUGUUUCAAAAUAUUGGUACUAGAUAUUGUCUUACAAAGUCUUAUUGUUUCAAUUGAGUGUGUCAUAAAUUGGCAGAUUUUUUGACAUCAUUGAGAUCCCAGGGUCAAGAAUUUGAAAAUGUAUACUGUGAAUUCUUUUGGCAUACAUUAUGUCAAGGACACAGUCUAAAACACAGUUUCUUAUCCAAUAAGCCACAUCCUAUGUGUAUGACUAGUCAUGUAAUCUAAACCAAACUGUUCUUCAGCUAUGCAAAGCUCCAUUCAGUUAUUCCAUAGAAAUUGGCAAAACCCAGUAUCGACCCAGAAAAAAGAAAUGUCUUCACCUUGUUUGAAAUUUUGCACUUGGCCUUUGACAAACAAGCUCAGUCAAAUCUACCUCUGGAAAACCCCUUGUAGCUCUUCCGCACAACGCUCUCAUUGAUUAUUAUCAAAGUGUUGUUAUUGGUUUCCAUGAAGAUGACCAUGAGGCUUAUUCAGUGGUUGUAUAACAAAUGGCCUCUAACUGUAUGCGUGUUUACAAAAAUGAAUGUACGUUGUUCAACAUCCUCUGAUGUUAUACAGUUUGUCUGUUUUUGAUAUAGUAAUUAGUAUGCAAUGUUUAUGUACAGUUAAACAAGAACACUUCUGAAUAAAAAAGAUGAAGCUCUGUAUCCCCGUGAUGCAGAGGACACAAACACA
Hypomesus transpacificus is the source of this 5087-nucleotide messenger RNA. Its product is annotated as LON peptidase N-terminal domain and RING finger protein 3-like. NCBI's taxonomy places the organism in Eukaryota, Metazoa, Chordata, Actinopteri, Osmeriformes, Osmeridae. Bases 145 to 2391 code for a protein of 748 amino acids. The record is from RefSeq and is a predicted model, not a curated record. Gene Ontology annotation, molecular function: protein binding. The transcript has 12 exons.